Scomber scombrus (Atlantic mackerel) is the source of this 6492-nucleotide messenger RNA. RefSeq names its product nectin cell adhesion molecule 1b (gene nectin1b). The coding region runs from base 754 to 2241 and encodes 495 amino acids. Gene Ontology annotation, cellular component: adherens junction. Lineage: Eukaryota; Metazoa; Chordata; Actinopteri; Scombriformes; Scombridae. Gene Ontology annotation, biological process: homophilic cell-cell adhesion; protein localization to cell junction; heterophilic cell-cell adhesion. The record is from RefSeq and is a predicted model, not a curated record. The transcript is spliced from 6 exons.
GUGCGCAAAGCGGGUUAGAGCUACACUGUAUUUCAUCAAAAAAAAAAAAAUCGGAGGGGAACAGGGGGGAGCAUCCCACCAUUUCCAGAGUUCGAACAACUUCACCGGCCUGGUGUGCUGAUCCCUCCGGCUGGCCCUAGCUGCAGAGAAGGAGAACGGGGAGCUUAAGGAACUAAAACACGGACGGUGCCUGCAGAUUAUCUCUUAACUUAGGUGCUGUGCAAAAAAAGGCGACGUUUCCCCGGAGGAAGUCUCCAAGUGUUGGAAACUUCCCAGCGCAACAUCGAUCGAGGACCUCCCGCCCACAGUACCUCUGAUCCACACUACUGGAAGAGGGGAGAGAGAGAGUUCUGCACCCGCUGCAGUGGAUGGAGCAACAAAGGCUAUGGUUCAACUAGAAGAGCUCCUUUGAUUCAAAAACACAACUCUCCUUUCUCUCCUUGCCUGCUGUUUUCCUAAAAAGACUCCAUCAUCUUAACGGCAAACCUGCAGCCUCUUGGAUCUCAUUUUUUGGGAACUCGGCCAGGUUCUACUUAGUGCAAGAGGGAAUCACCACAGACGUGAAAUUGAUGCUUUGGUACGCAGAGGCGCACGACCGAUCCUCUAGUUUUGCCAAAGUCUCCUACUGCUCAGUGAGGGAGGUAGACUAGUUCAGGACGAAGUGGGAUUUGCAGAAGUUGCAUGCUUGGUCUUUGUCAUUUCGAGUGAGUCCUAUCCAUCCACUCUCCAGAGAAGAUCCGGAUAGUUGAGGCCAUGGCGAUGUGUGUGGGGAUAUGGAUACUCCUGUUAGCGCUGCAUAUUCAAGCUGGCAACGGUCAGAUGGUCCAGAUGGACCCCAGUAAGUCCGGCUUUGUGGGUUCACAAGUGGAGCUGCGCUGCAUUUUCAGCAACAGUAACCCACCUGUCAAGAUCUCUCAAGUCACCUGGCAGAAGCUCCUCAACGGCACCAAACAGAACGUGGCCAUAGCCAACCCUGCCCUCGGUGUGUCCGUUCUGCCGCCUUUCAAGGAGCGGGUCAGCUUCAAGCAAGCAGCAGUUCGUCACCGUACGCCCUCACUGGAGGACACCACCAUCAUGUUCUCCAACUUGCAGUUGUCUGAUGAAGCUGCCUACAUCUGCGAGUACACCACGUUUCCUGCAGGCAACCGUGAGAACAUGGUCAACCUCACGGUAUUUGCUCGCCCUAUGACACGUAUGACCUUGACAACACCCACCAUUGUGGCCAGGGCUCAGAAACGCAAGAUGACUGUUGCCACUUGUGUAUCAGCCAAUGGGAAGCCCCCAAGCGUGAUCAAAUGGGACACCAGGUUGAAGGGUGAAGCCACUUACCAGGAGACUCGCAACCAAAAUGGGACGGUGACGGUACGGAGCAACUACGUGGUCAUACCGAGCCGGGAGACCCACAAACAGAAGCUCACAUGUAUUGUGACCUACCGAAAUGAAAAGAUCACAGACAGCGUGGUGCUCAAUGUGCAAUAUGAACCCGAGGUGAAGAUCGAGGGCUUUGAUGGGAACUGGUACCUGAACCGUCAGAAUGUUCAGCUGACCUGCAGGGCUGAUGCUAACCCCCCUGUCACGAUCUACCAGUGGAAACUUUUGAAUGGCUCCCUGCCCAGUAAUGUGGAAAUCAAGAACAACACCCUGUUCUUCAAGGGGCCGGUGACCUACGACCUGGCCGGCACGUACGUCUGUGACGCAACCAACGGCAUUGGGACUCGCACUGGCAUCGUGGACGUCAACAUCACAGAAUUCCCUAACAACCCGCCACCUGGGGGCCAUGAGAUCCCGCAGGAGCAGCACAAUGCAGGUGCCGCCAUCGGGGGCGCUGUGGGGGGAGUCGCCCUGUUGGGCGUGGCGGCCAUACUGCUCUUCAUAUUCCUGCGCCGCCGCCAGCGCACCUUCAAGGGAGACUACAGCACCAAGAAACACGUGUUUGGAAACGGUUACAGCAAAGCCGCGCAUCCUCCCAUCCCCAAGAACCUGCAGUAUCCGGAAGACUCGGAUGAUGAGAAGAAGCCUGCCCAGAUCGGCGGCCCCGGAGGCUUUGAGGCGAGCGAGCGCGAUUUUGAUGCCGAAGCAGAGGACCUGAAGAGGCCCUAUUUCACUGUGGACGAAGGAGAAAGCCGAGAUUAUGAUGAGCGGACUCUGGAUUUCCAGUAUGACCCUGAACCUGAGAUAGCCGAUGAUAUGAUCUCUCAAACCGACGGCUCUGUCAUUUCUAAGAAAGAGUGGUAUGUGUAGUGGCAUUCAACAACCAAACCAAACAACCCCUUGUCCCCCACCUGCAUUCCACCACACCCUUCACCUCCAUCACCUACCCCACCCUCCCAUUUGUCAAACUGCACCUUUCAAGUCCCCUUCCUCUUUUGGUCAACCUAGUACCCCCUUCCCCCUGACUCCCCCCACAUCAGACCCCAUCCAACUAAUCUCUAUUAGAAGAUCAAGAGUCUAUUUAAAGUGCUAGCAACAUCAACUUCUCAACAUGACGGCAUUAGUAUCAAUUCCAUCAGUCGAAUGAGCAAAGAAUACAAACUAAGGUAUGUAAUUGGACUCGUUGUCACUGACGUACGAGGCCAGGGAGGUGAUUGGUUGAUUAAUACUGGUGUAUUAUUAUUUUUGUGUCAUGUUUUUUUUAUGUUAUAAAUGUAUUAAAUGUGUAAAAAGAGACUGCAGGUUGAGGUUUUGCUGAGCACAUUUGUGAAAGUCCUACACUGGAUGUACGAUUUGUUUUUUGUUUUGUUUUUCCAGUACCAUUGCUGUUAUGUUAUUUUUAUAAUGUCUUUUUGUAUGGUUUUUAAGUGACCUGAGAAUUGAGAGUUAAGUGUCUGACAUAAUUACAGGUGGCGUUCUUAGUGUUUGUAAUUUUGUGGUCAAAUGUUUCAGAGAAAGAAAAAAAAAAAAAAUCAUACAGCACCUCUAUCAUUUUUCCUGUUUCUCUCUGGGUUUAGCAUUCAUGAAAUUACAUUUUUUUUGUUUUUUUACAGCAUUAAACGCAGAUAUGUUAUUGCUGUUUUCCAAAGACAUGCUUAGUAUUUCUUGACCCCUGUGUUUAUAUGCUUGAUAUAUUUCUUUACUGAGAGGGAGUCAGUCUACUGAGCCGUAUGGAUAUGGCAGUAACAGAUAAAAAUCAUAUGGUCUUUUUAAUUUCCUUUCCUAAAUUAAAAAAUAAAUAAAAAUAGGGCCCACGUCAAUGAAUCAGAGUAGCAAGGGAGAGAAGGGCUACAACUGUACCUUACACAAUAACACACUUUUCAGUCACGUCCAAAAGGGGUUUGAUGAGUCUCACAGAAAACUUCAAUAAUUGCUCUGAAAUGUCAUGUUUGUCACUUGACUUGAACAGGUUUUACCUGUGUAAACGAGCUCAAGAAGUUACCACUGCAAUGAAAUGUCUUUUUUGUGUGUGUGUGUGUGCUGAGUGGUCAUAAUUAUGUUUUAUUCUAACCCUUUUUUUAUCAAAUGGAUGUCAGAGAAAAGUGUCUGGGGAAUUUCCCAAUAAUGACUAAUGGGUCUCUUCUUAUAAUUGUGUGACUAUGUACUGGAGAAUACACUAAAGUCUCCCCGCUUAUACACCAACAGCAUUUGCUAUGAGGAGUCGUCCAUGGACACAAAGGAUACGGAUAAGAGGAAAAUGUCACCCGAUGCAUAUAGUUACAUCUACAGAGAAAAUAUUUUAACAUGUAAAGGGAAUUGAAAAUAUGAUGGUGGCCAUCCUGGAGUACAAUAAGUCACCUGCUGCUUUCAUGAUGUUUUUUUUUCCAUCUUUUUUUCUGAAAUGAAUUUAAGUAGCUGUUAGGGGAUUUUAAAGGAAUGAAUGGUUUUCUGUCUCUUAAUAUUGGCAUCUGAAUAUGCCAAUGGCUAUACAAUGAUCCUGUCUAAAGGCAUUAUAUAUAUGGCUUUUUAAAUCUGUUAACAAGUGCCAGUGGUUGCUAGAAUAGCAAAUCAAAGUGAAUUUGCUUCAAACAAAAAAAGUUCAAUAUGAAACAUGGGAUAAGACAAGCAAAUAAUUUAAUACAUGGAUAUAAGUGAGAUAUCUGACUGGCUCUGAACAAUAUAAAUACUGUAUUAAGCCUUACUUUAUGCAUGUUUUUGUGUGGGAGUGCGUAUGUUGCUAUUUUUUCUGUAUCAAUUCCAGUGUGUCUUUCCUCAUUUGCAGCUCAAAAGACAGCACUUUUUCAGUGUUGUCAGUAUUGACAAAGAUAUGAGUUUAUGGGCACUCAGUACCCAGAGACAAUAUUACAGUUAACACACAAGAGUGUAUGAAUAUAUAUAUAUAUAUAUAAAUAAAGAUGAAAAAAUAGCAUCUCUGUUGGCUGGAGAUGUGAAUGUCUUACAGUCCAUGCUUGUCUACUGUAUGUUUUUAGAUGAGCAUGUUAAUCAUGAGCCUCAAACUAUAUUGUACUUUAAACACAAAUUAACAUUGCAAAGUGGGGAAAUCAUGUUAAAAGUCUGCUGAUAUCAGCUUACUUUAGUUACAUUUUCUCACGGAUUAUUUCUGCUUUUGCUAAGUGUCUCCACUACAGUUGGAGAGCGAUACCUGAGGUUUGCAUCAAAAAGUUUCAGAGGGGGGAAACUAAUUGACAGCAGUGGGGUUGCUACUUUCCAAGUGCAAAAGUAAAUUGCAAUUUUAUAGCCUUUGGUUUAUUGUUCAGCUGCUCAGAUAAACUGCUUCGCUGUAACAUUUCACUUCCACAAGACAAAUGUAUGAAUAGCAUGUUUUUAUCUUUUUCUUGCAUUCAGUGCCUAUCAAAGUCAGGAGAUAUAAGGUAGUCUGAACAGUUGCUGCUCCAUCAUUUAAAGGUGCAGUGUGUAGGAUUUAGUGGCAACUAGCAGUGAGGUGUACGAGAACCUAGGGUGGCCUCAAGACUCUCGAAAAACACGAAAGGCCCUCUCUAGAGCCAGUGUUUGGUUUGUCCAUUCUGAGCUACUUUCGAAACAUGGCGGUACAACAUGUCGGGCUCCAUGGAAGAGGACCCGCUCCCUACGUAGAUAUAAAGGGCUCACUCUAAGGUAAUGAAGCCAAAAUGAUUCAAAUUUUCAGGUGAUUAUACAAUACUUAAAAUGUACUAAGGAAUAUUAUGAAUAUUAUAUUCAAUUAUUUUAAGACUGUUCCGCUAGAUGCAACUUAAUUCUACACACUGCACCUUUAAAUUAUUCAUGCCAUUUAAUAGCAUCAUGAAUAACAUAAUAUUGAAAUAUAACAUGAAGUGCAAACUUCUCUAGAUCAAAUGAUGAUUCUUUAAUUUGCAUUGAAUUUCUGUUAGUCCAUCUGAGCUCAAGCACGAUAUUAACUGCAGCUGUACUUGAUCUUAAUCUCAACUGAUCUAUUAAAAGCUGCAUUCAUUACCAUUUUAAAGUUAAAUGAUUUCUAAAUGGUGAUACAGCACUUUUUCCACUCAAAACUGGAUAGUUUAAGUUCUAAAGAGAUCUAACUUUUGCAACAUAGUCACACAUCGCUGACUUUUCUAAGCACAACAAUCGAAACUAAUCCAGUGGGGGAAAAAAUGUAACUUGUAAAUUUGAAUUAAAAAAAAAUGCAACUUUGGCUCAAAGCAAAGAUCAACUUGACCCCUUUUUUAAAGCACAAGUUUAGGGUUUCAUUUCACUUUUUUUUACUGCAUACAUUAUGAAACCACUGCCACACUUGCUUCUCAGUCAUGUUGGAGAAAGAAAGACCUUUCAGAUUUGAGUCGACAUUCUGUAUACUGGUAGACGUAAACAUUGUCUUCAUGUUGUCGGGGUGUUAUGAGUUUCUAUUUUGUAAUACUGACUGUAACUUCAUUCCAUCCUAAUCUACUUUUUGUAUUCAGUAUGUUCAACAUUCCACUGUAAAUAAUGUAUAUAAGGUUGAGAUUAUAGUUGGGAUUUAUUUAGGGACAACUGUGUAGGGACCCUGGUCAUGUAAAAUAUACCCUAUUUAGACUGCAAACAGAGAGACCUGGUGAUGAAUAGAUGAAGUUGAUGCAUAGCUUAUUUCCAAAGUCCCACCUAAAAAUGCUCCUCCAGUACAUUUGUAAUAUUGCCACUAGCGGCUUCACUGUCAUACAAAGGGGUGAUGCAUACAGUUUGUUGAUUUAAUGUUAUUGAAAUAAAAUCAAAAGAGAGAAAUUGUCUGUAUGCAGCCAUGUGAAUGUAUAUUUCUGAGGGUGUUACAAAUAUGAAAAAAAUCUCUUGUUCAAUUGUGAUGACCCAGUGAAGUAACUUGUAUUUGUUUUAAGCAUUAAAUGAGUUCAAUAGUCAACAGUGCCCUGUCCCAGUUCACUGAUUGGAUAGAUGUGUGUAUCUGAUUGAAUAUGGUUUAGGUCUUCAACACAUUUCUUAUCGCUGUAUUGAUUUAGGUCAUUGGAGCUCUUUCCCAAUAGCUCUGAUCAGAAAUGUAUCCCUGUCAGCUUACACAGGUGUUAAUGUUGAUUAAUUUCUUCGGCUCCGUCACGUUCUGUGAGCCUUACAUGUAAGAUGUAAAAAAGAUUUGUACUGCAAAUAAACGUAUGUAGU